AUAUGAAAUUUUUGUACGUAUUUAAGUUUAAUUUUUUUUAUUAAUUUAUAAAAUGAGUAAUAAGUGUAAAAGUUGGGUGUGGCUAUACGCUAAACGUGAAGGCGACAAAGCGUAUUGUGAUUUGUGUAGUGAAAAUGAAAAUAAUGAAUUUUGCUGUAUUGGCGGAACAACAGGUUCUUUGGGUAGACAUUUGAAAACUAUUCAUGGUAUAAAACCACUCACGACUGCAUCACGGAGGGUUACUUCUGGUCAUGAACUGGAUAAUGCCGAUACCUUAACCAGUUCAACUACGACUGCAAGUUCUUCAGAAACACAUAGUUUGGAAAUUGAUAUACCAAUACCUAGGAAACGUCGACGAACUUAUAGGAAUCGGGAGGACGAUCGAAUUUGCAGCUUCGAAAAAACAGAGCAGAUACAUCAAGCAUUAGCAAAAAUGAUAGCCGUGAAUCAAAUGCCGCUAUCUUUUUGUUCAAGUGAAGGUUUUAAACAGUUUAUGACAGUUGUCGAACCUAACUACAAAAUAUGCAAGGAAGGAGCAAUAAAAUCAAGAUUGAACUGAGUUUAUUCAUAUACUAAAUAAACAUUUAAGUUCAAUGAUUAAACAAUGACAGCAUAUUAAAAUAUAAACAUUAUUGUUGUUAUAGAUUUAUCUUUAAAUAUACGUUCUAAACUAGUGCCAGUGGACAUACGUUCCACUUAUUCCUAUUAAUAACAACUUUUGGAAACGUUAUAUUAAAUAUACCAGCUUUUUGACUAAGAAAAAUAUGUUGUAGGUCAUAUGGAAAAUUAAUUUUUGUGCAAAAAGACUAGGCUCUUUGCAAUGGGGUAGCCCAUUUGCAAACUACUUAUUAUUUUUCCAAACCGCCUGCUGUUUUUCAGGCUCAUUGCAUACAGACUAACAGCAAUUAGACCUAUUAAGAACUACUUACUAUUUUUUUCAAACGGCCUGCUGUUUUUCAGGCUCAUUGCAUACAGACUAA
This is a messenger RNA of Rhopalosiphum padi (bird cherry-oat aphid), 980 nucleotides long. RefSeq lists its product as uncharacterized. Bases 53 to 559 code for a protein of 168 amino acids. The record is from RefSeq and is a predicted model, not a curated record. The transcript has 2 exons. Lineage: Eukaryota; Metazoa; Arthropoda; Insecta; Hemiptera; Aphididae.